AUGUCUUCUAUUAACAGCUCUGAAUCGCUUGCUGCUUCGGGAGGAAAGCCUUCUGUUUCCCACGAGUCCUUGCCCUAUAAAACUGUCACCUACUCCGGAGAAGGCAAUGAGUAUGUAAUUAUUGACAACAAAAAAUACUUGAGGCACGAGUUGAUGGCUGCCUUCGGUGGUACCUUCAAUCCUGGUUUGGCACCCUUUCCUAAGCAUCAGUUUGGUAACGCUUCUGCCCUAGGUAUAGCAGCAUUCGCCUUACCGCUUUUAGUGUUGGGCUUGUAUAAUUUGCAAGCCAAAGACAUUACAAUUCCAAAUAUGAUUGUUGGUUUAUGUUUCUUCUACGGUGGUCUUUGUCAAUUCUUAUCUGGACUCUGGGAAAUGGUCAUGGGAAACACCUUUGCUGCCACUUCCUUCAUGUCAUAUGCCUGUUUCUGGCUCUCUUACGGUGCCUUGUUGACACCAAGCUUUGGUAUUUUAGAAGCAUAUGCUGCUGAUCCAGCUCAAGCAUACCAAGCCAUCGGUCUUUACCUCAUUGGCUGGACGAUUCUCACAGCAAUGUUUCUUAGUUUGACUUUGAAAUCUACUGUGUCCUUCGUUGGUUUGUUCUUGACUUUGUUGCUCGAUUUCGCCCUUAGUGCUGCUGCUUACAUGACCGGCAACAUGACGUAUCUCAAAGUUGGGGGUGGUUUCGGUGUCGUCUGUAGUAUCUUUGGCUGGUACUUGCUUUACCAAGGUGUGGCUGUGAAGCUGAAUGCAUACUUCACAGCUCCUGCUCUCUUACUUCCAGUGUACGGUGGACGCUUUGAAGGAGGAAGUGGUCACUAA
Scheffersomyces stipitis CBS 6054 is the source of this 819-nucleotide messenger RNA. RefSeq names its product acetate uptake transporter family protein. Gene Ontology annotation, molecular function: acetate transmembrane transporter activity. The record is from RefSeq and is a predicted model, not a curated record. Gene Ontology annotation, cellular component: plasma membrane. The transcript has a single exon. NCBI's taxonomy places the organism in Eukaryota, Fungi, Ascomycota, Pichiomycetes, Serinales, Debaryomycetaceae. The coding region runs from base 1 to 819 and encodes 272 amino acids.